GGCGGCGGGGCCGGGAGCGGGGCCGGGGCCGGGAGCGGGGCCCGCGGAGCCGGGGAAGCGGCGGCCCGCGGCCCGCGCAGCGAUGGGCGCCGGCGGAGGGUCGCCCGGGCAGGCCGCCUGCCUGCGGCAGAUCCUGCUGCUCCAGCUGGACCUGAUCGAGCAGCAGCAGCAGCAGCUGCAGGCCAAGGAGCGGCAGAUCGAGGAGCUCCGGGCCGAGCGCGACACGCUCCUGGCGCGGAUCGAGCGCAUGGAAAGGCGGGUGCAGCUGGUGAAGAAGGACAGCGAGCGGGAGAAGCACCGCAUCUUCCAGGGCUUUGAGGUGGAUGAGAAGCCUGAGGCAGAGGCCUGUGAGAAGCUGCCUCUGGAGUGUCCCCAGGAGCUGCUGGAGCCUCCCCCGAGCCUGCAGCCCAAGCACUUCCCCUACGGCAGGAACGGGAAGGGGCAUAAAAGGAAGCCAACAUUUGGGAGCGCAGAGAGGAAGACGCCUGUGAAAAAACUAGUGUCAGAAUUCUCCAAAGUGAAGAGUAAAACUCCAAAACACUCCCCGGGGAAGGAGGAAUCGGGUGGCUCCUUGGCUGAAACUGUUUGUAAACGAGAACUGCGGAGCCAAGAGACUCCGGAAAAAACCCGCUCGCUCCUGGAGACCCCGCUGAGAGCAUCAGCGCCACCCAAGGGUCCUGGCACCCACCCCAAGGAGAAAAGCUUUGUCAGUGAGGCCGACGACCUGCCCUACCUGUCCACCACAGAAAUGUACCUGUGCCGCUGGCACCAGCCGCCGCCGUCGCCGCUGCCGCUGCGGGAGCCUUCCCCCAAAAAGGAGGAGACUGUAGCAAUUCCGUCUUGGAGGGACCAUGUCGUGGAGCCCCUGAGAGACCCCAACCCCUCGGACCUCCUGGAGAACCUGGACGACAGCGUCUUCUCCAAACGGCACGCAAAGCUGGAGCUGGAUGAGAAACGAAGGAAAAGGUGGGACAUCCAGCGGAUCAGGGAACAGAGAAUCCUGCAGCGGCUGCAGCUCCGAAUGUACAAAAGGAAAGGGAUUCAGGAGUCGGAACCUGAAGUUACCUCAUUUUUCCCUGAGCCAGAUGAUGUGGAAAGUUUGCUCAUCACCCCUUACCUGCCCGUCGUCGCCUUUGGCCGGCCCUUGCCCAAACUGACCCCACAGAACUUCGAGCUGCCCUGGCUGGAUGAGCGCAGCCGCUGCCGGCUGGAGGUGCAGAAGAAGCAGACACCACACCGGACCUGCCGGAAAUAAGGGAGAUCCUGAGAGCUCCAAACACCUCCAGGAGCUCCAACCACCUCCAGGAGCUCCGUCCUCAGGAGCUCUGAACACCUCUAAGGCACCAGAAGUUCUGCCAUCAGCGGGUCACCACCAGCUGCUGACGGAUGGUUUCGUUCUUCUGCGAUCCCAAGUUUUGUUCGUUUGGGUUUUGGAACGUUUCCCGGACUCAUCCCCCGCACUGGCACCGCCUUCCCAGUGCCACCAGCCUGCGGCUCCUCUCCUGGGGGCAGUGGGUGGAUCCCAGCCCCAUCCUUGAGUCCCCUGUGUGCCACCCCUGCACUCCACAGCCCGUGGCCUUGGGAUCUGGGGCUCUCCUGUGUCCGGUGGGAACACGGGGAUGACCAGCACCAGAUCCCGUGUCUGGGGGUGCCACAUCCCCCGGGACUCACCCGCUGCUGCCUUCAUGUUGUGUUUAGUUAGAGAGCAGGAUAAACAGCGGAUUGUGUUGGAGCCAGCUGGGAACUGGGAAGCGCCUGGGAUUCUCUUUUGGGGAGGUUUUCCCCCCUCUUUGGUGGUUUUCCUCUCUCUGGAGUGGGGUUGGCGGGGGCAGAAGGGAGAGUUAAAAAAGCAAAAUUUUUUUUUUUUUUUUUGUGAAAUAGAAACCCUGUGCGCACAAUUUGGGGGGUUUUAAUGUUUUUUUAAAAAUGUAAUUUAAAUGUUUUGAGGCGGGUGAGGGGUUUGCUGUGAGGGGGGGCCAUUAUUGCCUGUCCGAGCCCCUGGGUGCUGCUGGACCCUCUUGGUGCUGGAUGGGUGGGGAGGGGGCUCCAAGGGUGGGGGCUCCAUGAGUCCCUUUUCCUCUUUUUUUCUCCUUACCUCCCUUUUUCCUCCUAUCUCCCACCUUUUUCCUCCUAUCUCCCCCUUUUUCCUCACCUUUCCCCCCUUUUUCCACAUUUUUCCCCAUUUUUUUCCCCCCUACACUGAGCCUGUGCCCCCCCAGUCUUAUCCCCCCCUUGCCCCCCUCUCUAUAAUUAACCCCGAGCUUAUUGAACGCCGGAAAACUCGUUUACGAAAAGAAAAAAAAAAUUAGCAAAAAAAAAACUUUAAGAAAAACAAACUUUAAAAAAAAAAAAAAACUUAAAAACCCGGAAAUUGUUAAAAAAAAAUCGAUAAAGUUCUAAAACCGCCGAGUUCUAAACAAACGUUACGGGGAGGGGGUGGGGUCACUCGCGGACACGCCCGCUCGUUGGUUUUAUUUUAUUAUUUUUUAUUGCUUUUCGUUGUUGGUUAUAUAUUUUUGUUUUUGGUUGGAUUUUUUUUUUUUUUUACAAUAAACAAGGAAAAGGCC
This is a messenger RNA of Zonotrichia leucophrys gambelii, 2567 nucleotides long. It is a transcript of the gene MSL1, whose product is annotated as MSL complex subunit 1. Bases 83 to 1255 code for a protein of 390 amino acids. The transcript has 8 exons. NCBI's taxonomy places the organism in Eukaryota, Metazoa, Chordata, Aves, Passeriformes, Passerellidae. The record is from RefSeq and is a predicted model, not a curated record. Gene Ontology annotation, cellular component: MSL complex. Gene Ontology annotation, molecular function: chromatin binding.